CUUCAAGAAGGCGUGCAGCUCGGCGUUGGUGGAGACCGUCCUGACGUUGUAGGUGCAGAGCAUGAAACAAUCUCCAUGGCGAGUCGAAGACGUGUCCUUUUGGUCCGAAAUCCAUGGCGUCCUGUGCAACCUGACAUUGGUCUUGAUAACAUCCGGUGCCGUAGAUGUGAUCCAAUCACAUCUAAAAUUGCUCCCGUUUUUGAUGGAAUAACUUUUGCGCAUGGAGGAGGCCAGCAUUCUCGACUGUCACUUGUCACAUAUGCGUCAAAAGCUGAGACGAAAUUUGACUUAGACUAUUUCACUUCUGCGAAAGAAGUGAUGAAAGAAAUAAGAAACGUGCAAGCAGCAGAAGGCACAGCUAACUUGACUGUAAAGGCUGACUUUGAUCGUACCAAAACGCUGGCAUUUAAAAUACGAGAAAGCGGAGCGACUAUAAUAGUUGUAGCUUUUGGCCUGGAGCGAGAUCCUGCUUUAAUGAACGAAUUGCGAAAGAUUGCUUCUCCAGGACUUCUCUUCUCAGGUGCAACGAAUGAUUUAACUGAUAAAAUUCAACAUGCUCUUUGUAGCGCCAACUGUUAUUGUAAAUCGAAGUGGCGUCAGUACGAAAUCCAAUAUGGAGACACCGUAGAGAAGUAUGGCGAAUGUCUGAGAAUUGGUACAACGAAUGAUUUAGCUGGUAAAAUUCGACAUGCUCUUUGCAGCGCCAACUGUUAUUGUAAAUCAAAGUGGCGUCAAUAUGAAAUCCAAUAUGGAGACAUUGUGGAGAAGUAUGGCGAAUGUCUGAGAAUUGGCGCUUAUUUCUGGGAUCAACCUAAAGGAAAGCAACCUCUUCUGCUCAAAGACGGAAGCUUCACGAAUUGGAAACAGGGUUUUCCAGUUCCAAGUGAAGAUGAUUCUUGUGUGGUAAGCGCAGAGACUGGAAUGUGGAUGACUGUAAGUUAA
Molecule: messenger RNA, 942 nt
Organism: Strongylus vulgaris
Lineage: Eukaryota; Metazoa; Nematoda; Chromadorea; Rhabditida; Strongylidae
Source: the annotation of a GenBank genome assembly